GGGCGCCCUUGGUGGCACCUGCUCUUAGCUCCUUGGAUCACUCGGAAAACUGGGUCCGCUGUACGCGCGGUUCAGGCGAUAGUAGGAGCGUACCUGCUUACCGCGCAUGGCCCCGGGACCGAGCCGGCCGCCCCCACCCUCGGCGAGCCGCGGCUCCGGCCUCCGCCAGCGCCGUCUCCUUUCAGAUCCCGCAGCCGCAGGGAAUGACGCAGGCGCUCCCACAGCCCCGGCCCUGGGCGGGAAGGGCGAGCCCUACAGCCGGCCCCGCGACGCUCGCCUGGGCAGCACCGAUAAGGAGCUGAAGGCAGGAGCCGCUGCCACCGGCAGCUCCCCGACAGCGCUGGGGAUCCCCUGGCAGAGGGAGCCGGGGGUCGAGGUUAUGGACCCAGCAGGCGGCCCCCAGUGUCCCCGGGUCCUGCUCCCGCGUCCCUGCCGGGUGCUGGUGCUGCUGAACCCCCGCGGCGGCAAGGGCAAGGCCCUGCAGCUCUUCCGGAGCCACGUGCAGCCCCUGCUGGUGGAGGCCGAAGUGUCCUUCACGCUGCUGCUUACCGAAUGGCGGAACCACGCGCGGGAGCUGGUGCGCCACGAGGAGCUGGGCCGCUGGGACGCACUGGUGGUCAUGUCCGGGGACGGUCUGAUGCAUGAGGUGGUGAACGGGCUCAUGGAAAGGCCUGACUGGGAGACCGCCAUCCGGAUGCCUUUGUGCAGCCUCCCUGCCGGCUCUGCCAACGCGCUGGCAGCCUCAGUGAACCAUUAUUCAGGGUACCAGCAGGUGACUAAUGAGGAGCUCCUGAUCAACUGUACGCUGCUGCUGUGCCGCCGGCUGCUGUCACCCAUGAACCUGCUGUCCCUGCACACGGCCUCGGGGCUACACCUCUUCUCUGUGCUCAGCCUGGCCUGGGGAUUUGUUGCUGACGUGGACCUGGAGAGUGAGAAGUACCGGCGCCUGGGUGAGAUUCGAUUCACCUUCGGCACCUUUCUCCGCCUCAUCUCUCUACGCACCUACCAGGGCCGGCUGGCCUACCUGCCCGUUGGAGGGGCUGCCUCUAGGAUGCCCACCUCCCCUGCCCUGGGCCAGGGGGGCCCUGCAAACACGCUCCUUGUACCUCUGGACCAGCCGGUGCCCGAUCACUGGACUGUGGUGCCCGAGGAGGACUUUGUGCUGGUGCUGGCGCUCCUGCACUCACACCUGGGCAGCAACAUGUUCAUAGCCCCCAUGGGCCGCUGUGCGGCCGGCGUCAUGCACCUGUUCUAUGUGCGAGCCGGUGUGUCCCGGACCAUGCUGCUGCGUCUCUUCCUGGCCAUGGAGAAGGGCAGACACAUGGAAUAUGACUGCCCCCACCUGGUGUAUGUGCCGGUGGUCGCCUUCCGCCUGGAGCCCAAGGACCGGAGGGGCAUGUUUGCCGUGGAUGGGGAGCUGAUGGUCAGUGAGCCAGUGCAGGGUCAGGUGCAUCCAGACUGCUGCUGGAUGGUCAGUGGCUGCGUGGAGCCCUCGUCCAGCCAGGGGCCUCGGCAGAUGCCACCUCAGCCCCUGUGACUCCAUGGGUCUUGUUGUGCCUUAUAGUCAAAGUCUACUCCAAGGUCAACCAGGAGACCAGAACCCUGUCUCCCUCCCGGGGACUGGAGGGCCUGGCUGUAGCUCACAUGGGGAGGAGGAGGAGGGAUCCUCAGAGGGCUGGGAGGUGGAGGCCCUACUUGGAAAGGACAGGCUGUACCCAUGAAGGCCAGAAUGAAGCUGGGCCUGGAGUCCAGCUGGUUGGGCCCAGCUGUGGCGGAAGCUGCUCCAUCUUGUUGGGGAGCCCCACCCCAUGAAUCAAAUUCAAUAAAGUGACAUUCCCA
Loxodonta africana (African savanna elephant) is the source of this 1839-nucleotide messenger RNA. It is a transcript of the gene SPHK1, whose product is annotated as sphingosine kinase 1. NCBI's taxonomy places the organism in Eukaryota, Metazoa, Chordata, Mammalia, Proboscidea, Elephantidae. Gene Ontology annotation, cellular component: cytoplasm; intracellular membrane-bounded organelle; membrane. The record is from RefSeq and is a predicted model, not a curated record. Gene Ontology annotation, biological process: sphingosine biosynthetic process; negative regulation of apoptotic process; phosphorylation. The coding region runs from base 107 to 1537 and encodes 476 amino acids. The transcript is spliced from 5 exons.